CGAGCGAACAGUGAGUGCGCGCAUUGUUCGUCGCGCUGCUGUUUAAUUGGAAUAAUAUGAUCCGCGGCUUCACGCCGGCUUUUCGGUGACUGCGCUGCAACCGCGCACACUUAUCCGGCUCUGUUUGCCAUUCCUUUAUUUAACGCAGGAUCAUCAUAAUUAUAACAACAGUAAUAAUAUGUGCAUUUAUAGUUUAAUGGGCGCUUUGUUACUUGUAGUUUGCCAAGUACUCUAAGUAACAUGUCCAUAAACACAUAAUCUACUUAUUUCACGGUAGUUACUGAACCAGUUGGAAUAAUGCUUGAAGAAAAUGAUUCGGUAAUUAUUGUGCUUUUUUAAGCUCCAGUGUUUAAGAACGACACGCUCCAGCUCCGCUUCUUUAUUGACCCUUCAGGGUUGCACCGGGGGUAAAAGAUUUUUGUUUAUUGCUCCAAAUGUUGGUUGGUUUUUGUGGAAACUGUUCUUUAUUUGCUAAAGAAAAAGAGAGAGUGGUCUUUUUUUCUUUCCUUCCUUUUUUUUUUUAAUAAAAGACGCGUUUGCGGUAUGACGGAUAGCACUUUUGCGCAACAAUUGCUUAUUUUCCCCUUCUGGAAUAAUAGAGACACUGAUUAUUUUUGUCUAAGGAUCUCUUUGUGUCUUCAGAUUGCAGCGCAGAGCCGAGGUCACCGGGUUUAGGCAGUAUAAGAAGUAACCAAGGAUUUAAAAACAACUUAACGAAAAAAACCUCCAAAUGCACUUGUCUUCUUGCGUGUAAUUAGAUCUGGCCAUAGCGGGUAAUUAGCGGUUGUUAACAAAUAUAUUUGCGCCUCAAUCGCAACAUUUGCACGUCCCACUGCACCUCCGGUGGGAGGCGCACACGCACUGAAGCAGAAUCCAGAAGCUCGCGACUUCCGUAUGCUUGAGCGGCAUAUAUAUAUGUGUGUGUUUCUCUUAAUGUCGCAAACUGCAUGCUUAUGGUGCAAUCUGAAAUGUCGCAUGUUUUCCCGCCCCACAGCUGACAUAAAAACACGCAAACAAACUCCACUUUAUAAGUGUACGGUGACGACGGUAAAGUGCACUUUGGACGGAUUUCCUUCAACAUUUCAUCACACGGUCGCUUGCUUUCCUUCCUUUUCCUCUGCCUGUUUUUCCUGUCUCCCUUCCCCUCUCUCUCUCUCUCUUUUUCCCUCCCUCUCCCUCAGUUUGUGUGUGUAUGUGUGUGUGUAUGUGUGCCUGCGUGUUAGCAGCCGCUGCCCGUGCGAUCGAGUUGCUGUUUCGCUUUCCAGUUUCUCCUCGUGUUUGGAUUCACGCACAAAUCCUCGUGGGAUUCGAAAAAAAGAAUAAACAAAAAAGAAAGUUAUUAUAAUAUAUCCACCAGGAGAGAGAGCGGCGCGUCCAGGUCAAGUGCAGUAGCCGUCUGUGCGUGCGUAAAAGGAAGUAGUUAUUAAACCCGCGUCUGCGCAUAGAAAAAGAAAGAGUUUGCGCUAAAGAAAACAUCACCUAAACACAAUUUCUUGAUUUUUUUUAAUGCCAACCUGGAACAGAGGCGGAUCGUUAAGGCUCUAAACCUAUAUUACUCUGAGCGUAGUUCUAUUGAAGCUGCACUUCUGAGCUUUCACUUAUUUUAGCACAUUCUGGAGAUACUGCAAUAGGAUCCCAUUAAAAGCUUCCAGAUUUGUCUCUUGAGGCGGGUUCGUUUCAGGUUGACUGCCUGUGACGCAGUUAAAGUCACCCCAGCCGCUUCCUAUAUGUCGGAUUUGGGUUUUUUUUUCUUCUCCUCAGCAAAAAAAUAAAAAAAUAAAAAUAAACAAAGACUUGCCAUAAUCAGCAAUUUCUGACAAACAAUAGAUACUCGGUGGACGUCAGUUUUGGAACAGGAAACUGGGUUUUACCGCUUGUGCUGGGAAAAAAAAUAUGCUGUGGGAAUCAGGUGCUGUGGACGCCGAUGAAAGUAAUCCGGACGGGCCCCACAGGUGAAACACCGACUUCCCUGAUGUAAAGACACUGGAAAGGUCAGCGCGCUAUUAAACGAAUAGGGUGUAGAAAAAACGCUGCGAUUCCGCAUUUCUAAAAAUAAAGAAUUGCAGAACAAAGUCCAGGCGUGACACAGCAAGUUGCGCUGCAUGCGCAGCUGCGGCUCCGGAAAACACGCAGCACAGACGCGGAGAGGGGCUGUUGUAGCCGGGCAGAGGGAUGAAAGCCCAUGCUCACGGUGACGCUCUGUUCAUCCAACAGACCGCCAAAUCUGCUCGAUGGCUCGACCGAAGUAACGCCAGCAGAGGGGACCGGCGGAGACCCAGCAUCCUCAGCGCGAACACCACGUUCCUCGAAGCACACAGAGCGGAGCCGCGCGCCGCAGGCGGGCGCCUCCACAGCCGGGGGAGGAGGAGGAGGAGGAGAGGGAGGAGGACGAAGAGGGGAGCCGGACUCGGACACGCCGCCUUGCUCCGUGAGCCCGGCCAGUUUAGACGUCUUUCGAAGCAGGUCGAUAUUUCGCCCUCCCCGCCGCUCGUCCAGCGGAUACUUCUCCUUUGACUGCGACUCGCUGCCGAGCUCCCCGCUCUCUCCACACCCAGUGACGGCUGACAAAGCCACGCAGACCCCCAGCCUCACCGGCCAGGUGAUGAACCACGCCCUGCAGCGAAUGGCUGUGGAGCACGGUGGACUCGGGCUGCACGGGCACUCUCCCAACCACUAUAGCACUAUUAACGCGGCACGGGAUAUGCAGUCAGAAACCUUUGGUCGUCAACUCCGUGCUAUUGGAGAUGACUACAACAACCACCUGAUGGUAAGGAGGAUGGCGAGAAGACACCAACGGAAUAUAGUCCCUCUAAACCUGAUGCCGCACAUCCAGCAAGAGCCUGUUGCCAUGCUUUGUGUCUGCCUUCUGCUCCUCCUGGUCGGACGAAUAAUGUACAUGCAAGGCAGCACAAGCAGCCAUGACCACUCUCAGGUUUAGCCUUAGGAAAACCCAGCAGACGUAGCAUUCUUCUUGAGUAUGUUUUGAACAUAUAUCAAAUCUUGACUCUUUUAUAUAUAUAUAUAUAUAUAUAUAUAUGAUUUAAUAUGACUGUUCCUUCCCACUUUGAACUCUUCUCUUUUAGGAAGGAACUCUAAAAUGUUUGAUUUUCCCUAAUGGCCUCCGAGUCUCCAUCAUUUUACCAAAGAGGCAAGAUUUGCACUCCGUUUUUUGAACAGAGACAGUGAUUUGACCCGAAAAAUAUGCCUGUGGAAAUUCAAACGUGCCUUGUACAGUUUGUUUACUUUAUUAAGAUUGAUUUAAGUUGUGUUUUGUUUUUACUAUUGUACAGAGAUUAUGUGCUUCCUGAGCGAUCACGGUCUGUGACCCAGAUUUGUUCAAGUUUAUGGGUCUAAAAUGAUUUUCUCUUAUUCUCCGCCCGUCAUGCAUUCAAAAUAUAAGUGCAUUUACAUUGUCGUAAUCUGUGUUCCCAAACUACGGUCAUUUUAAGGUUUUAUUUCCACAAAAUAUGUUGUUCUAUACCAGCCUUUAAAACGGAUGUAAACCAAACUGCAUUUUUAUUCAGACAGAAGAAAUAUAUUGUGAUUGUCUCAUAACGUUGACUUUAAACGCGAUGAAAAUGUUUUUGCUGGUUGAUCCGGACGGCUGCAGAACUGUCACGUUGUUCAAAUGAUUUGGAAAUGGGAUUAUGAGAUGCAGCAAUACGGCAGCGUAUUAUGGCGUUUGUAGAUAGAAUAGAAUGAAGUAAAUUUUCGCCCAAAAAAAAAAUCCCUGAAAGUUUCUAGAAAAAAACAAGAACAUUUCUGAUGUUGAAAAGUAAAAAAAAAAAAAAAUGUAAUUCUACAGAAGAAAUCUAGAAAUAUUUUGAGAUUAAUCACAGACAUUUUUGGCAAAAACGUGGAAAUUUCUGAGUUUCAAAUGUCACAAAUUUUCUAUUCCAGAGUUCUUUUCUAGAACAUUUCUGAGAUUAGCUUGAAAAUUUCACCGUUUUGCCUAGCAAAUGUUUCACUUUUUAAACUCAAAAAUUUUCUGGAUUUUGAAUUUCUGAAUUUCUUGAAUUUCUGAGAUUAAUCUCAAAUAUUCCGGGUGUUUUCUGGCACGUUUCAAAUUGAGAAACUUCUUAGUUAAUUUUUCUAAAAAACUUCUGAAAUUGAUGUUAACAUUUCUUUUUUGGCAGAAAUUCACACCCUCUUUUUCUACCUAUUGCAGAUUUUUUCUUCCCAUCUGCAAUGGGCCUUUUUUUAAAUAUCAUCCAGUUUUCCAUUUUUCUUGAAUUCAGUUUUAUUUUCAACAUUGCAAAUAACAACAUGCAUUUCAUGUCAGAAAUACCUUAAAGAGCAUUUCUGACAUAGUUUCAGCGCCAAAUGUUCAUUCAUUACUUCAUUCAAAAAUGGCAAUAGAAAACAAUUCUGUAUUCAGCAUUAAAACAAAACUUUUGCACCGUUUUAACGCAAACCUACUGCUCAGUCAGCCACUGGUUAAAGCAAUAACUGUUACCUAACUAGCCCUACAAGCAGAGUGAUGUUGAUGAACAAAGUAACAAUUUAAAUCAAGUCAGUCAUUAAAACUAGUCAGUAGUGUCAUUUCUUGCUUUGCUGUUUAUUAAUCUAUAAACUUUUCCAUUGCUCUGCAAUAAGUGAUCAAAUUUUACGGUCUUCCAUCAUCUGGUUUUCUCGUUAGCAGCCAGGGUGAAAGUAACCAGCAGGUUUUGGUUUGUUGACAAUUUUCCGUUUAUUAGCACAGUGAUUCAGACUGAGCCAAGUCUGCUCCCGCCUGCCAGGUCAUUAAACACUCGGAGAGGUUUCUGGAUAGCAUCCAGCCGUGGCUGAAACAGUGAAGGGAUGGGUGGGGUUUUUGUUUUGGAAAUGAUUGGCUAUUAGUAACCAAACAGAGAAAAUACAAUGGUGAAGAUGAAAGAAACAUUUAGAUUUUUAAGCUGUGCACAUUAAAACUGUUCAACUGUUAUGAAGAAAAAAAAUUUAAAAAAAUAAAAGUUUUGAGUAUUGUUAUAAAAUGUUCUUUUGGUGGAACAAUAGUCUUUUCCAUUUUGAUUUUUAGAAUCCUGCUUCAAAAGGUCCACAGCUGUUAAUAGGCCUGGACCGGCCUGAACGUAUAGUAAAGUUUUAGAAAGUUACGGUUUCAAAACUUUCAGCAGUAGACGGUAUUCCUGCUUUCCUUUUCUCCCCCAUCCGUCCCAUCUAUUCUUUUCUGUCCCACGUUUCUUAUUUUCCUCCCUGCUUUGUUUACUUCCUACGUUUCGUCCAGUCUGUAUUUUCUUUGUUCCCCCUUUUGUUUUUUCCUGUCCGUUCUUCCGAUGUUUCCUUCUUUUUUUCCCCCCCGUUCUUAAUCGUCAAAUGUUGUGUUUGUGAAAAUUGGUCGUAGAUUCUUGAGGGACAUUUCUAAAUUGAGGACUGACCAGUUCAGAGUCUGGACAUGAAAAAUGUGCAGAAACUGCACUUUUACAUUGAGGACAAAUUGGGCGACAAAUUCAAACAGUCAUGCUGCGGAAGCAUGACUGUUAAAAUAUUUGUGUAAAUUAAUGUGAAUUUUGACGUAUUUGUGGUAAAGUAUCGCACCACGAGAGUCUCGUACCAGAUCAAGCCUGGUUGCUAAUGAACCAGCUGGUGAUGCUAACAGGCAAAGCUUCACCAGUUUCACAUCCAGGUGAAAUAGUUUCCAGUACCUCCUGCUGCAUCUUUACUAAGUACUUCACAAAGUGACAAAUUUGAAAUAAUAAUGAAAUUGCAGCUUGCAAAUUAAAAUCAGCAUGUUAGCUAAUUUCCCCUAGCAUCAUUAUCAUAAUCUGUGAUACAUACUAUUUCAUGAAAUUAUCUUCUGAAUGCAUAACAUUCAAAAGUCUAUUUAAAAGAGACCAGUCAGUAAUCAUAAACAGCUAUUAGCAUUGUUAAAUAUUAGUCCAAAUGAAUCUACGCUUCAUGUCUCAUAUAGUUUUUACAUCCAUGUAUCACACUAAUUUCCUUUUUUUUUAUGUUGGAGAGACGCGUUCCUUUGCCAUGUAACUAUUCUGAUUAGUUAAAGCGAUGCCGUUGUUGUUGGGUUUUUUUCCCCCCUUUAAAAUGCACAAAGCUUGUCUUCCUUCCUCUUCACCAGUGUUUAGCUGCUUUGCUUCUCCUUCACUGUGACACUGAGAGCGCUGUGACUGCAUGCUGAUUUCUGAUAUUGUGCCAUGUGAAACCUACAACCUCAUUUUGAAAUACUGUGUUACAGCCGGCGUGCGAGAGGAGAGCAUUUCAGGGAGGAAACCGAGAGACGAUUUACUGCGUUCUGAAACUGAUAUGGAAACCUUGUAAUGAGCAUAUUGUUCGCAUGUCUUCUGAAGGUGUUCGAGCACAGAAACACUUCUGCGCACGCGCAUUUGUGUAUAUAUAUGUGUGUGUGUGUGUGUGUGUGUGUGUAUGUGUGCGUGCACGCGCGUGUGUUCAUGACACAUUCAGGGUUUUAAUGACUUGCAUCAAGCACUGCUGGAAUGACUGUGUCGAAUUGCGUUGCCCAUUUCGGUUUAUUUGACUUUUGGACCAUGUGAAAGCCACAACCUUUAGCGGAUAGAUAAUUGUUGCUUGCUUUGAUGCAGGAGGAUGACCUGUUAUUUCAUUGGAAAUGUUAGAGAGAUUAAACGCAGGAAACUUGUUGGGACCCAGAGACACUGCGGUGCGCUGUGCUUUCGCUGAAAAUGUUGUAAAUGCUUCCAUUGAACUUUAGAUAUACAGGAGCCAAAAAAAUAAAAACAAGAAUGACUCCAGAUGACCCAGUACAAGUGUAGCAACCAGUACGUUUUGUUUAUAUUGUAAACUAUAACAAAAAUUCAAUUGUUUCCAAUUCCUGUCCUGGAAACAAUGCUUUUACAACUUUGUACAUUAAAAGAAAUGAAUCAUGUUGUAUGAUGUGAUUUUUUUUAACAAAUAAAAAUGAUUUUUUAAAGUA
Molecule: messenger RNA, 6901 nt
Organism: Gambusia affinis (western mosquitofish)
Lineage: Eukaryota; Metazoa; Chordata; Actinopteri; Cyprinodontiformes; Poeciliidae
Product: bcl-2-like protein 11
Exons: 3
Coding region: 2183-2938 (251 amino acids)
Source: RefSeq, a predicted model, not a curated record